Molecule: messenger RNA, 2208 nt
Organism: Topomyia yanbarensis
Lineage: Eukaryota; Metazoa; Arthropoda; Insecta; Diptera; Culicidae
Product: protein embryonic gonad-like
Exons: 3
Coding region: 861-1898 (345 amino acids)
Biological process (GO): regulation of DNA-templated transcription
Molecular function (GO): sequence-specific DNA binding; zinc ion binding; DNA-binding transcription factor activity
Source: RefSeq, a predicted model, not a curated record
UGCAUAUGAAUGCUAUGUGCUUUGACUAGAACUUCGUACGCUUUGGUGGACGAAGAAGAUUUAUGUUAAUUAGGUAAUCAAAGCAAUCGAAGAGCGUGCGAGUCCUUGUUGCUAACGAAUCGGUGGAUUAGUGUCACCUGUGCAACUGGACCGGUGGUGGACCUCCGGUGAAUUCGUGUUGAGUGCCCUUGUCGAAUGUCACGUGUCUUGUUUCCGCGCCAAGUUGUCCGCGGGCUAAACAGUGUCGUACACGGUGCAGCAUAUUCAGCGCGCAGUGAAUAAAUUGUUCUUUAUUUGCUUGUACUGGCAUCUUCAUUACAUGGUGUUACAUUUCAUUAUGUUGUACAACGGCACGGCGGACUGAUCCUCGUCGUCAGCGUUGGACAAAAACAACAGGCACUCGACGGAGCGGUGGCCGGUACUACAGGUGCGUAGUGCAUCCAGCAGCCUGCCGAAGAGUGCUAAAACAAGCUGAAGUGAUUACCAACAACAUUAUCUUGUGUGCGGCGAGAUUUAUUAACUGGUGGUGCUGGUACUCGGCAAGCGAUGUUGUAAGGCUAAUGAGCUAACCAAUCCCCUACAAGUAGUGACCCGAAGAAAGUGAUACUUUUCACGUGUACAUCUAGAUCUGACACGAUCCCGCAUAAGCUGGUACAGAUCUUGUCUCGCUAGAGGCUGCCGAAUAUAUUCAUCCGCUUGUGUUUAAUUAGCGGGAUCGGCAAGGAGCAACGUUUUUUGUGUUCAUCGGUGAUCUCUGAUUUUUUUUCACUGUUGUGUGGUGCAAUACCAAAACAAGCCCAUUAAGACUCGCGUGAGCUGCUACUUCCUGGAUUGGGUAGAUUAUCGGAGUAGCGAACAAGAUGAACCAACAAUGCAAGGUGUGUGGCGAACCGGCCGCUGGAUUUCACUUCGGAGCAUUUACCUGUGAGGGUUGCAAGUCAUUCUUUGGUCGCACAUACAACAAUUUGUCAUCAAUUUCGGAAUGUAAAAACAACGGCGAAUGUGUCAUCAACAAAAAGAAUCGCACCGCUUGCAAGGCGUGCCGACUCCGCAAAUGUCUGGUGGUUGGAAUGUCCAAAAGCGGUUCUCGAUACGGUCGGCGGUCGAACUGGUUCAAAAUUCAUUGUUUGCUGCAGGAGCAGCAAGCCCAUAAGAACAAUAACAACAACAAUCUCGCCAGCAAUAAUAACGAUACCAGCAGUAGCAACAACAAUAACAACAGCAGCAGCAACAACAAUGGAAGUAGGAAUAUCAAUUCUCCUGUGCUACUACCGAAUGGAUUUCUUCCUGCGAACUUUCUUUCAAAUCUCUGCAACAAUAAUAACAACAACGUAACGAUGAAGAAGGAGCUGAAGAGACCCUGCUCACCUAGCGAUUCGGGUGCAUCCUCCGCAGAUCCCGAAGAGAGUCCUGGUUUCAAAGAUCCCUUUGUGAGGAGUAACCAUGUGAAGUCACCCAAGAUAGAAGUUCCCGAGGUGACCCUUACUAAGAUCAGUCCAAAGGUCAGCCGAACGCCGUCGUCGUCAUCUUCCUCUACAGUAGCCACAACAGCCGACAGUUUCCGACCGCUGCUGGAUCGGAUAUCUCCUUACCCACCUCCAUCGGCUGGCUUUCGGCCAGAAACCACAUCCUAUUUCCCGAUGCCUUUCGCGAUCCCACCGGUUUCGCUGGCAUUGAUAGCAUCCAGCAAGCAUAUACACGAGCAGCAUGAACCAAUCGACCUAUCGAUGAAAUCCAAAUCGUCCAGUUCGUCCGGAUCCCCGCAACGGUUGGGCUCUACAUCUCCACUUCUGGCCGAAAUUCCCGACUCCGGAGUGCUGUCAUCCGUAGAGACGAGCCCCCCAAGACCCGUCCCGCUGGAUCUCACCUUCGUACGGACGAAAGCACUUUCCGGGUGAUAGUAAACCUACCGCGCCUCAUUUUAGUGGUAAAUCCUGUACUCAUACUACUCUUUUUGAAAUGUGAUUGAUAAUAACACUUGCUCUAGAUCUAGUGUGUAGGUAGUGUUAGAUGAAGUAUUCAAGGAAUAAUAAAAUCACAACACAGUAAGUGCCAGAAUCGACUCUCGACAAAUUAGGAUACACCGAAAGAGAAGAAGUAAUCCUCGCAUUUAUAUGGAAAAGCAGAAAAUCGUUGCGACACAGCUCCAUUCUCGUGCUUCAACUAUAUAUUUUUGGAAAAACUUUUUAGAGCUGUAAGGUUAGUUGU